This is a messenger RNA of Caenorhabditis bovis, 2226 nucleotides long. The record is from the annotation of a GenBank genome assembly. NCBI's taxonomy places the organism in Eukaryota, Metazoa, Nematoda, Chromadorea, Rhabditida, Rhabditidae.
AUGAAUUUUCAAUGCAAUAUGGUUGAGACAAAAUCAAUGGAAUCUGGAAACACUUCCAACGACGAGCGGCAAAUUGUGGACAGUCUGCGUUCUCUGGAAGACAUUGCAAAGAGGAUGCGCAAUAUUGAUUUCAAUAAAAGCUUGAAAUCAUUCGCCCAUUCUUGUAAUGGUAUUACCAGAUAUUUUUACGAUCAGCAAUCAUCUUUUUACACGUUGAAGAAAUUAAACGAGAACAAGUAUGGAAUCAAUGUUCCGGUUGAGGAAGUUACAAGUGAUCCUGACGUUAAAAAAGUCAUCGUUGAAUUAUUAUAUGAUAAAUCGAUAAAUGUAGACGAUGAAACAAUAAGAGAAACUGCGAAAAAAGAUCCGUCUCCUGCUGGAAAAUCCCUCAUUGAAGCUCUUCGUGUUAUUGUUUCGCAUAGGUUAAUAAUAAAUGAAGAUGUCGCCACUGUUAAUAACUCGGUUCAUUAUGUGAUCAAUUCAGACGAUAUUGUGCACUUUAUGCUAAAAUACCGAUCCAAAACCAUGAGAACGGGAUUAUCAGUGAAUAUCAAGACUUUGGAAAAUCGGCAGACUCCCCAAUUAUACCUUGUCAUUGAUGUUAAAAAAACAUUGUUUCAUCUGGGUUCUCAACCACUCAUCGAUAAACUUCGAGAUUUAACUAACGCUCUUUAUGAUAUUCCCUUCACCAGCUCGUCAGCCAAAUAUCUUCUAAAACAAGUUUUCAACAUGUCUUGUUAUGUGUUUCAUCAGAAGUCGAAAACGCUUCUGAAAGAUGCUCCAGUCGUUGUGAUCAAAGGCUUUGGACCCCCAGCCAGUUCAAAGCUCUCCGAAUUUCAUAGUCCGCAUUUCGGACGCGUUGAUGUUCAAACAUAUUAUAAAAGGAAAUAUGGUAUUACCCUAGCAUUUCCGCACUUGAUGACCGUAAAGGCAAAAUGCGGUAAUACAUUUGGAUUGUUUCCGAUUGAAGUUUUGACUGUUUGCGAAGACCAACCGGUAUCGGACUAUCAACUUACAGAAAGAGAGAGAAGAGAUGUCGUAAAGGAAGCGACAAUGACACCAGCCGAACGUUGGAAACAAAUAGGAAUGACGUAUACAUAUUUAAAAAUGAAUCGACAAAUUGAGACAAUCUAUGGUCUUUGGAAAAUUGGUCAUCGUUCGAUGAAAGUUGAAAGUCGAAAACUCACAGAGCCGAUAAUUGAAGUCCCCGAUUCGGCAAUUUCGAUUCACACGACGUCUGCUAAGUUGCUUUAUCCCGUCACUUUGAAAAAUUGGUGGAUAGUUUUUCUUGAAACCCCAAAAAGGAAAUUUGUGCCAUCAUUGCUUUCAUCGUUCAUGCGAUGCGGAAUCAGAGCACUAACGCCAGGCGAGAUUGAGAUUCAAAGAUAUAGCGAUGUGACUCCACAUUUGUCGAACAGCAAAUGCUGCUAUAUUGGAAUUGAUACCAAGCAAAUGAAUUUCCACACGAACACUCCAUAUACAAUUGGCUACGCGGCAAACGUCUUCCCUGAAGAUCGAUUUAUGUUUGCUGGAGGCUUUAUGUACGUCAAAAAGGAUGACGAUCAAUUCGGGCCAGCUAUCGCGGAAGCGCUUCUUGAAAUUAUUCGAACUUCACUUCAUAAUGGUGUAAAACCGAAUGAAUUAAUUAUUUACAUUAAUGGAAUUCCAGAAAGCCAUUGGCCUAUUGUUGCUGAUAAGUACACAAGGUAUAUAAAGAGAGUAUGUGAAGCUGUGGAAUUGCAAAUUCUCGAAACGAUUAAGCUAACGUUGUUUUUUGUUUCGAAAGACCACAUUGAGCGACUUUUUAAAUUGACCCCAAAACGCGAGCGCGCAAACGAUACUGGUAACAUUGAUCGUGGAACAGUAGUCGACAAAACCAUGGUCAAUCCGCUGUAUAAUGAGUUCUUCUUGUCAUCUCACGAGUCUGCACAAUCAACCUCCAAAACCCCGAAAUACACGUUAGUUUACAAUGAGCCGGGAAAAACAUUGGAAGAGCUGGAAGAGAUGACAUUUCAUUUGUGUUUCACGCGUAAAUCUCCCAAUGAUUCGACAUUAUUUCCAAUUCCCGUAAUGGCCGCGAUUGGAUACGCAAAAAGAGCCAGAACGGCGUACGCCAAUUCAGGAUUUUUUCCAUCAGUUCACAGAGACAGGUACAACAACUUUGUUGCAAUGUGCAAUGAAAAACUCGCCAAAGGGAGAAACGAAAUGAACUACAUUGCAACCUGA